Messenger RNA from Aspergillus bombycis, 2868 nucleotides. RefSeq names its product putative DUF221 domain protein. Gene Ontology annotation, cellular component: plasma membrane. The record is from RefSeq and is a predicted model, not a curated record. Gene Ontology annotation, molecular function: calcium-activated cation channel activity. The coding region runs from base 1 to 2868 and encodes 955 amino acids. The transcript is spliced from 3 exons. Lineage: Eukaryota; Fungi; Ascomycota; Eurotiomycetes; Eurotiales; Aspergillaceae.
AUGGAUACUAGUGCUCUAUGGCGGCGUGAGGAUUCGACAGAACAAUUCCUGAAGCUCAUCCAGGAUCCCUUCAAGUCCGCUUUUCAAGUCAAUGCCGUCUGGGCUUCGUUGGCCACCUCCGCCGGUUCUUCCGUCCUCCUUGCCCUACUCUUUUCGCUGUUCCGACCUCGACACACGGUUGUCUACGCCCCUAAGGUUAAACAUGCAGACCGCAAACAUAGCCCUCCCCCGGUGGGAAAAGGCUUCUUUGCCUGGGUUAAACCGGUUUUGCGCACGAGAGAGCCAGAGCUCGUCGACUGCGUCGGUCUCGAUGCCACUGUCUUCCUGCGCUUCACCAAGAUGUGUCGCAACAUCUUCAUCUUCCUGAGCAUAAUCGGCUGCGGUGUAAUGAUUCCUCUCAACCUGACUCAAAGCAACAAAGACUCUAGAGCGACGCUAUCUGCUUUCGUGACGAUGACUCCGCUUUAUGUCAAUGUUCAAGCUAUUUGGGGUCAAGUGGUCUGCGCGUGGGCUUUCGACUUGAUUGUCGCAUUUUUCCUUUGGAGGAAUUACAAGGCCGUUUACGCGUUACGGAGGAAAUACUUCCAGAGUUCUGACUACCAGCGUAGCCUUCAUGCCCGGACUUUGAUGGUCACUGACAUUCCAUCAGCAGCACGAUCGGACGAAGGUGUUAUGCGUCUGGUCGAUGAUGUUAACCCCACCGCUGCUCUACCCCGUGCCACUAUCGGCCGUAACGUUAAGGGUCUUCCCAAACUCAUCAAAGAACACGAGGAAGCAGUACGCCAGCUCGAGUCGGUAUUGGCGAAAUAUCUCAAAAACCCCGAUCGACUACCGGCUAAGCGACCUACGAUACGCCCGCCCCGCAAGGAGAAAGGCGAUGAGACGCCCGCCAAGGUAGAUGCCAUCGAUUACUUGACUGAUCGGAUUCAGUUAUUAGAAGAAGAAAUCCGGCACGUUCGAGCGUCGAUUGACAAGCGAAAUGCCAUGCCGUUCGGUUUCGUCAGUUGGGAGAAGAUUGAACACGCUCAUGCUGUCGCUUACACUGCACGGAGAAAGCGGCCGCAGGGAACAACGAUUAGGCUCGCUCCACGGCCAAAUGACCUCAUCUGGGAAAAUCUGCCUUUGUCAAAACAGGCACGAAAAUGGAAGCAUUUCGUCAACGUCAUCUGGGUCUCGAUCUUGACAGUCUUGUGGAUCGCUCCCAACGCUAUGAUUGCCAUCUUCUUGUCCAAUUUGAACAACCUAGGGUUGGUCUGGCCGGCUUUUCAAACGUCCCUUAACGGCAGCCCACGCGUCUGGGCUGCUGUCCAAGGUAUUCUGUCUCCCGCCAUUACAUCCUUGGUAUAUGUUAUCCUACCCAUCAUCUUCCGCCGGUUGUCCAUCCAGGCCGGUGAUGUAACCAAGAGUUCUCGAGAGAGGCACGUGCUUCACCACCUUUAUUCAUUCUUUGUCUUCAACAAUCUCAUCGUAUUCUCACUAUUCUCGGCCGCGUGGACAUUCAUUGCAGCUGUUAUUGACAAGAAAGAGAAUGAGAAUGCUUGGCAAGCUAUGAUCGAUGGAGGCUUCUACUCUAAGGCCGUGAGUGCGUUGUGUAAUGUGUCCCCCUUCUGGGUGACAUAUUUGCUGCAGAGGAAUCUAGGAGCGGCGAUCGACCUCGUGCAGCUGAUUCCCUUGGUCUGGGUAUGGUUCUCCAAGACCUUUCUGGCACCAACGCCGCGACAGGCCAUCGAAUGGACGGCUCCGCCUCCAUUUGAAUACGCAAGCUACUACAACUAUUUCCUGUUCUACGCCACCGUAGCGUUGUGCUUUGCGACUUUGCAGCCCAUUGUUCUACCAGUCACUGCUCUCUAUUUUGGGUUGGAUGCGAUGAUGAAAAAGUAUCUCCUGCUGUAUGUGCUUGUGACGAAGAACGAGUCUGGAGGGCAGUUCUGGCGUGUUGUGUUCAACCGUAUGGUCUUUGCAGCUAUUCUAGCCAACGCUGUUGUUGCGCUGGUGGCUACAGCCAAUGGCACCUGGACAAUGGUUUUCUGUGUAAUCCCAUUACCUUUUCUAUUACUGGGAUUCAAGUGGUACUGUGUGCGGACGUUUGACAUUGACAUGAAAUAUUACAAUCGUGCGAAUCUGAGCGAUGCUGAAGCCUUGGAGAUAGGGAAGUCGAGCAAGAAGGGGUCAGAUCGACUCAGUUCUAAGUUUGGCCAUCCGGCGCUCAACAAACCGCUCAUCACGCCGAUGGUACACGCAAAGGCUGCCGAUGCGCUAAAGCGUAUCUACCGGGGUCGAUUAGGCGCUUCAGAGGUGGAGGGCGAGUACACAGAUAUUGCAAUGGAUCCCAUGUCAGCAUCCCAUCCCGGAAAGUCCAAGAUGGAAGCCUCGGAAUCCGCCCCAUUCGAGGUUGUUCCUGAGAAUCAUCUCGACUUUUCCUACUAUAAGGACCGGCCGGAUUUCCGUGACGAGUUCGGCGGGGGUAUCUAUGGCCGGCCGGAAGACUUGAUCACCGAACGCUCGCACACGCCGAGGACUGGGCUAGGCGAGUGGUCGCCAACUUCAUCACGAGCAGCGUCUCCAACGCCAUCACUACCCUCCAUAUCCGGAUUGAGACAGUAUGAUGGCUAUGACGCGAGUACGAAUGAACUCGUCCAUCCUGCGUUCCGCACCCCACUGUCUCACUCCGAAAGUGGUCUGGUGGGCAACGGACUCUAUCAGCAUGAUGAUGAGAGUGAAGCACGACUGCUCAGUCAGGCGCAGGGGCCAGCGAUAUCAGACAGCGCUCACCCAUUCAAUCGAUGGCGGCCAGGAGGAUACGGGCCUGUAGAACAGGAAGAUCCAAGAACUUCCUACGACUACUACCGCAGACCACGACAACUGUGA